AUGGACCCCCUCCUCUCUGUCGCAGACGAUGCCAUUGCUCAGUCGCGGACGCCCACGCCCACGCCUACCCCACCCACCCCUCCAGGUCGCCUCUGGGCCAUCGGCGACAUCCACCUCUCCUUCAAAGGCAACCGCGAGGCUCUUGAGAAGCUAGAACCGCGAGCGAACGACGGCCUUAUUCUCUGCGGUGAUGUAGGCGAAAGCGCCGACAACUGCAGACAAGCCUUCGAGAAGGCCACGGCAUGCUUCAGGCGCGUCUUCUGGGUCCCUGGCAACCACGAGCUCUACACACUACCUUCGCAAAAAGACCACGGUCUGCGUGGCGAGAAAAAGUACAUGGAGUGUGUCGCCAUUGCUCGGGAACAUGGCGUCUGGACUCCAGAAGACGAGUUUACGCUAUGGGACGGCGAAGGCGGGCCGGCACUUAUCGCGCCCAUCUUCACGCUGUACGACUACAGCUUCCGGCCCGAGGGAGUGGAUUUGAAGGAUGCGCUGGACUGGGCGAGGGAGAAGGACAUUGAAGCUACGGAUGAGCAUCUUCUGCACCCGGACCCGUAUGCAAGCCGUAUCGAGUGGUGCAAUGCACUUGUUGCGAAAACGGAGAAGAAGCUACAGGCCGCCAUCGCAUCACACCCCGACACGCCCCUCAUCAUCAUCAACCACUGGCCGCUGCGCCAGGAUUUGGUGAAGCUACCUCGCAUACCACGCUUCUCGCUCUGGUGCGGCACUAAGAAGACGGAGGAUUGGCACACCAAAUUCAAUGCGAAGGUCGUUGUCAGCGGGCACCUUCACAUUCGACGUACAGACUGGAUCGACGACACCAGAUUCGAGGAAGUAAGCCUGGGCUACCCACGACAGUGGCAGGAGUGCCAAGAACGAGGGCUCGAUAUCAACGACCUGCUGCGUGAGAUUCUGCCGGGGCCUAUGAUGCCUGAGGGCAAAACAGAGACGGUGUGGAGAAGGUACGGCUAA
Molecule: messenger RNA, 972 nt
Organism: Ascochyta rabiei
Lineage: Eukaryota; Fungi; Ascomycota; Dothideomycetes; Pleosporales; Didymellaceae
Exons: 1
Coding region: 1-972 (323 amino acids)
Molecular function (GO): hydrolase activity
Source: RefSeq, a predicted model, not a curated record